Molecule: messenger RNA, 2702 nt
Organism: Bursaphelenchus xylophilus (pine wood nematode)
Lineage: Eukaryota; Metazoa; Nematoda; Chromadorea; Rhabditida; Aphelenchoididae
Source: the annotation of a GenBank genome assembly
AUGCCUCGAGAACCAUCCGACCCCGACAAGGAGCCAUUGAUAAACGCGGCAUUAACAAAUGAGAAGCAUGUAUUUGUAAGCCACUUAUUUUUUUUUUUGCAUUUUUAAAUCAAUUCGGUUUUACAAAUUUGAUAUUUUGAUCAGAAAAUAACUUGGCAUUAAAUAUUUUCUUUAUAUUUCAAAGAGAUUGUUUCAAAAAAAUUUUGUUUCAUUUUUACAAUGCUUCAGAUACCCGUCCACCUUCCAGCCCCGAAAAAGUCGAAAUACAGAUUCUCAAUACUGUUGUGGCUCAGCUUCCAGACCACCUUCCAUUCACUGCUUCUGAUCUACUCAAGAAGUCGACCCAAUGUGGACAUUUACCUACCCUCCGUGGCCGUUCUAUUCACCGAGAUUAUCAAGGCCAUUGCUUGUAUGUGCAUAAUCAAGGUGACGGAGAAAGAACAUGGGUAAGAUGGAGGAUGAUUUUGCGGUUUUCGGAAAGUUUUUACAGAGUCAUUGUCAAAGGCGAGACGCUCCAAAUUUUCUUUAAAUUUUUUGCACAUUACGUACCUGCCAAUUUUUUAUACCCCUCAAAUUUUAGCCGCAGCAUGCUGACCGACGAUUUAGGGAAUAUUUGAAGGUGAGAGAGUUCGAAAAAUGAGGAGACGGUCAGAAGAAAAAAACUUUUUUUUGCGAUAUUGUGCAAAAAGAGGGAUUUUCAGAAUACCAAAUAUCCAUUCGUAAAUCGAAAAAAUCAUGUAUUUUUCAACAAGAUGCGAGCAAAAAAUCGCUGGAUUUUCUCCGAACUGGGAAAAUCUUCCGUAUUCUGGCACACUAAUUUUUUGAUUUUUUUCGCAGGCCGCAAGUUGGGACAAAAAGAUAGAGCGAUAACGUCUAACAUAGCAAAAAUUGCGGUUCAAUGGUAUCCUCCAUAUGUUUUUUUCUACCUUCCAUGAUCACUAUGGUCUACUUCAAGUAAAAUCGCCGCUAAUAUCAGCAAAGAUUGUUACUUCAAAGCUGAGGGCGGCUCGGAAAAAUUAUUUUUUUUGGAGUGGGCCAAAGUUUUACCCGAAACUAUAAACUAAAAAUACUCGGCGUAAAUUUGGCACAUACUCUCUCACCAUUAGCUAUGUCUAAAUCUGAACUCCUCCAUAAAAUACUUAAUUUUUUUCCAGUCUCCGGGCAUCCCUCGUAAAACACGUCAUAAAUGCACCAACUCAAGUCCUCAAAAUGGCUGUGCCAGCAGUUUUAUACACAUUCCAAACCAACCUCCUAUACCUGGCGGCAACAUACAUUGAUCCUGCUACUUUUAUGGUAAAAUUUUUUUAUAUUCAUUACCCCAGUAUUUUAUUUUGAGAUUAUUAUUUUUUUCCUUUUAGGUCCUGCAACAACUGAAAAUAUUCUCGUCCGCUGUUUCGUCCGUCUUCCUGCUGAAUCGAAGGAUAGCAGCGGGCCAAUGGGGAGCGCUAUUUCUCCUGUUUCUUGGGGUCUGCACGGUUCAGCUCAGUCGGACAUCGACGGGGAAAAAGACAAGUGAAGACAAUUUUAUAGGUAAGAUACGACAACAUAUUCUAUCGAUGAGUAAAAAAAGUCAACUUUUUUGAUGAUCAAAACGUGAACUCAAAAAAGUGUGAACUUUUUCCGACUUUUGACCUAAGCUUUUCGGUGGUUUCUUCCAGACGCGGGCUAGAUGUCUCGAAGAUGUUUCAGAAAAAAUAUAUAGUUUUAUGCCUUUACAGUGGGGGGCGUGAUCCAGUGGCAAACAACGUACCAUUUUGUAUCCGAGACGUAUCAGAAAUGUGGCAAAAUGCUUCCUUCUCCAAGUGAAAAAACUUUGUUUUGAAGGACGCGCCCUUUUUCCUCACAAAAAGAGCGGUCGCGUUUUUGAAAUCUGAUAGGAGGUAUUUUGCCACAUUUUUGAUACUUCCCGGAUGCAAGAUGGUACGUUUUUUAUCAUAGUAAGCCGAAAUUGCAACAAAAAUCAUUCUUGGUAACUUUUACAAACAUUUUUGAAGUCUUUCUUUGCCGCUGCCCAGGAAAAACUUUACGAGUCCGUCGGGAAAAUAACGUGCAUUUGUCGCAUCGAAAUGUCUCGUCUCGUCGCAGCCGCACACCAAAUCUCCAGCUGCCUAGUCGUCGCAUGCGAUAAUGAACAAUUUCAAAGCCUGACGAAUCAACAUUAUUUUCCCGACCUAAUGAUAUAUUAGUCUUUUCCAGGUGUUCUCUGUGUCACAAUGGCUGCCGCGACCUCCGGAUUCGCUGGCGUUUACAUGGAGCGCCAACUCAAAAGCAUAGAGCCGGUGUCGAUUUGGAUGCGGAACAUUCAAAUGGGAACCAUGGCUAUUCCCGCCUCAUUCUUCACCAUCAUCGCUCAAGAUGGCCAAUCGGUCCUGAGUGGGCAAAUCAGUCUCACCAGGGGAUUUGAUUUCGUCGCUUGGUGCACUGUGGCGUCCGCUGCGUUGGGAGGAAUGUCGGUUGCGGCGUGCAUCAAAUACGCCGACAACAUCGCCAAAGAUUUCGCCUCUGCAACCGCCAUUGUGAUGACAACGAUAGGGUCGAUUUUCCUCUUCAACUUCAGUCCAAGCUGGGUAUUCUGCGUUGGCGCCAUCAUGGUUAUGACCAGCACGUACCUGUUCUCCAAGUUCAAGCCGAAUCCAAUGAAGGUGGAGCAAAAGAAACCGGUUGUCAUCGACGAAGAUGGGGAGCUCGCAAAAGGGCUGUAG